This is a messenger RNA of Oryza brachyantha (malo sina), 2584 nucleotides long. RefSeq names its product folate-biopterin transporter 1, chloroplastic-like. Gene Ontology annotation, cellular component: membrane. NCBI's taxonomy places the organism in Eukaryota, Viridiplantae, Streptophyta, Magnoliopsida, Poales, Poaceae. Bases 150 to 1706 code for a protein of 518 amino acids. The record is from RefSeq and is a predicted model, not a curated record. The transcript has 9 exons.
GUGGGGCCCACCACGCAGAGAGAGAUGUCUCGCUCGUGCCGCGUGUAGGUGUGGCCGUUUCACUGCUCCCGAAAUCCAGCUCCGCCUCGCCUCGAUCCCCAAAUCACCUCCACCUCCGCCGGAGACGGCGCCCCUCCGCUCCGGCAGGCAUGGCCUCCUCCGGUGGCUCGGCCGGCCGCGAACCCUACGACGAGGAGGCCGCCGCGGCCCCACGCCGCCCGCUCGAGCUCGACGGCCGCGGGGACGCCUCCUCCGACCACCACCGCUCGGGAUUCAUUCCUAGAUAUCAGGUGGGCUCAAGUAAAGUUGAUACAGGUGACAGAUACUUUGAUGAGUGGCAAAAAAAGCUGUCCAAUACAGAUGAUGUCCGCAAGAGCAAGUCUGGGUCAAGAUACUUCACAGUCUCUGGGGUGGAUCUGUCCCCUGAUAAUCUGGCAGUUGCAACCGUGUAUUUUGUGCAAGGGGUUUUAGGCCUUGCUCGACUUGCUGUCAACUUUUACUUAAAAGAUGAUCUUCAUCUUGAUCCUGCCGAGACUGCAGUUAUAUCUGGUUUCUCAUCCUUACCAUGGUUGAUCAAGCCUCUGUAUGGCUUUAUCAGUGAUUCCAUCCCACUCUUUGGAUAUCGACGAAGGUCAUACCUUAUUCUGUCAGGAUUCCUUGGUGCUCUUUCAUGGAGUUUGAUGGCUACUGUGGUGGAUAGUAAAUAUGGUGCAGCAUUCUCUAUUCUGCUGGGAUCACUUUCUGUUGCCUUCUCAGACGUUGUGGUAGAUUCUAUGGUUGUUGAGAGAGCUCGUGGUGAAUCACAGAGUACAUCUGGAUCUCUCCAGUCACUAUGUUGGGGAUCCUCAGCAUUUGGAGGAAUAGUGAGUGCAUAUUUCAGCGGCUCGCUCGUGGAUACCUAUGGAGUAAGGUUUGUCUUUGGUGUUACAGCUUUUUUACCCCUGCUGACAUCUGCUGUUGCAGUUCUUGUCAAUGAACACCGUCUAUCUUCAGGGGAACGUGCUAUGUCCCACUCUGGUUCAGGAUUUGUUGAGACCUCUAAGCAGCAUGUCAGGCAGCUUUGGAGUUCAGUAAAGCAACCUAACAUUUUCUUGCCUACCAUGUUUAUAUUCCUCUGGCAAGCAACACCUAAAUCUGAUUCAGCCAUGUUUUUUUUCAUCACGAAUAAGCUCGGGUUCACGCCAGAAUUUCUAGGGCGUGUAAAGCUUGUUACAUCUAUUGCUUCGUUGCUUGGUGUUGGACUUUAUAACUAUUUUCUAAAAGCGGUCCCUCUAAGGAAAAUCUUCCUGGUGACAACUAUCAUAGGUUCAGCCCUUGGAAUGACACAGGUUCUUCUUGUUACUGGGCUUAAUCGACAGUUUGGAAUCAGUGAUGAAUGGUUCUCUAUUGGGGAUUCGUUAAUCAUUACGGUCCUAAGUCAGGCUUCAUUUAUGCCAGUUUUGGUGUUAGCAGCUAAAUUGUGUCCACCAGGAAUGGAAGCAACUCUGUUUGCCACUUUGAUGUCCAUCUCUAAUGCUGGAAGUGUUAGUGGUGGUCUAGUUGGUGCUGGUCUAACUCAGCUUUUUGGAGUCACUAAGGACAGCUUUAAGAAUCUACCUCUCUUGAUUGUCAUCUGCAAUCUCAGCGCGCUCCUGCCUCUGCCUCUUCUAGGUCUCCUUCCAGAGGAAUCAGGUAAUGCAGAUCAGGGAGAAACAAAACAUAAUUGACUUGAGGAUUUCUCUUCAUGUUCUAGCUCUCGCCGUCGGCGUCUCGUCCACCGCGCAGACGACGAGGGCGCUCGUGGCGUUCGCGCUCGUCGUGGCCGCCUCCUCCAUGUCCCAAGAUACAGUCCAUCGUCUUGGAGUUGAAUGAAUCUGUCAAUCAGGUCAAACUUUUUUAAGUCUGACCAUUAACUUGUGCACUAGUAGCCUGGUACCAUGAUUCAAGAUUAUCAGAGAAUGAGCUCCAAUGCUAAAGAUACAGGUACAUCAUAUGUUUCUCCAUUUCAAUUUUAUCGUUUAGCACGUAUAGCAAAAUCUAAUUUACAACGUGUCCAUGUGUACUGAGCAAGUGUUGUAACUUUUGUACACUUUAUGUUGCUGAUUUAACCCCAUGAAAAAUAGAUGAGGGUUAGCAAUUGUAGUUAAACUAUCAAUUCCUUAAGAAUGCGAAUGUACUAUGCCAAAAAAAUUCAAUAUUAUAUCCCGCGAGAAGUCGUGUGAAAUUGUGAUACAAUAUCAGACUUUGCUAAUAUCCUUUUAGCAAGUGAAAGAGAUGCAUUCCGUUGGGCCCAAAACAAUAAGGAUUCCCAAGCACAUGUAUGGAAAGAGGUACAAAGACAAUAGAAAUGUAGCAUGUAUUACAACUUCACUGACUAGUUUUUGCCUUGGUGACAACACGGUUCUUUUGAAACUGUAAUUCCUUUGACCUCUGUUCUGAGGUUAGCAUGAAAUGAGGCUCCAAUUUAUUGUCAACUGAAUACAAGAUAAUUUUAUGUUUACCAUUACGAACUGUUAACCUAAAAGCUUCAUGACAUUUUCCCUUUCUAUAUAUGUUGUGUCUCUACUUUAUCUGCACUUCCAACGAACUGGCAUCGGUUGACUUG